UCGUAAAAAAAAAUGUGGUAUGCGAAAAAUUUUCUUCAAUUUUUAAUUUUAAUUAUACAAGAAAUGUGGUACGCGAAGAAAUACGAUCCUCUUCAAGCUGGGAGCAUUGAUGGUACAGAUACCGUACCACACGAUCACGGAAUUUUGCGAGCACAGAACUCAAAUUAUGUGCCACCUUCGGACAAAGACGAUGUCACCAGUGAUCCAUUCCAUACAAUAUUUGUUGGACGACUAAAUCCAGAUACCACAGAAGAAACUUUGACGCAAGUUUUUGAGAAAUUUGGAACAAUCAAAAAGAUACGUCUUGUACGUAAUAUAGUAACUGGUGAUUCUCGUGGCUAUGCUUUUAUUGAAUUCACUCAUGAAAGGUCUUGUCAAGAAGCUUACAGAUAUGCAUACAAGAUGACAAUUGAUGGCCGCCAAAUUUUAGUUGAUUAUGAAAGAAGCAGAAUAAUGGAAGGUUGGAUUCCAAGACGAAUGGGAGGAGGUUUCGCUGGUCGAAAAGAAUCAGGUCAACUUCGUUUCGGAGCAAGAGAUAGACCGUUUAAACGACCUCUAAAUAUAGCCGUAAAUCAAUAUAUGCCAGAAAUUCUUCCUGAUCAGCGAUUCGAUGAUUGUUGGCGUCAUAACGCUAAUAGAAGAGGCACAAAUUCCUCUUCAUCUGCAACUCAAAAUUAUCGAUCUAUAUUUCAAUAUUCUAAGGAUUUACAUUUCAAUAGACAGGGUAAAUCAAGCAUAACUGGAAUAUCGAAUUAUAAUCCGCGAAAUAGUCCUGACGAGGAGCGAUUUACUUAUAAUAAACGUAAUGAAUCCCCAAGUCGGUUUCAUCACGAAAAAUCAAUUGAUUCAUUUUCUUCACGUCAUCGCGUUCAUACAAACGAAUUUCACCAAGCAGAAAACAAAUAUAAUCAAGAAAAGAAAUUCAGAAGGUACUCGAAAUCAAGAUCAAGGUCCCCCCCGAGAUAUCGGCAUAAUAAUCGAGAGAAAUCAGAAUAUAGAAGAUCAAGAAGCCGAGAUAAAAAUCAAGAUAGAUAUAUACAUAGCAAAGAAAAAUAUAAAAGUCACGAGAGGCGCAGAAAUAAUGAACAUCGCAGGUGACAUUGAUUAUGUCACAAUAGAAGUCAAGGUAUUAUCUUUCUUGGGCUAACUAUUUUUAGUAAUAAUUUGUAUAUCCUUUUUAGUAUAAUUGUUAUUCGAUGAUUAUUUCCUUUUUUAAACUAAAACUAACUAUAUUAAAUGUUAUAGAAUUCUAGAAUUCUAGAAUUUAAAUUAAUUCGGAAUUCUAGAAUUUUAAAGUAGAGCUUCUUUACAGAAGAUCAGGCUAAAGAUCAGGCUGAUCUGAACUUCAAAUAUGUUUAAUAUAAAAAAAUUUACAAUACCUUAUCUAAAAGAUAUUUAUAAAUAACUAAACAUAAUAUAAAUAUAAUAAUAAUACUAAUAUAAUAAUAAUAAAAUAUUACUGUACAAUAAAAAAAAAUUAUAACCA
Messenger RNA from Rhizophagus irregularis DAOM 181602=DAOM 197198, 1486 nucleotides. NCBI's taxonomy places the organism in Eukaryota, Fungi, Glomeromycota, Glomeromycetes, Glomerales, Glomeraceae. The record is from RefSeq and is a predicted model, not a curated record.